GCGCCUAAGCCAUGAAAAAGACCACGAACGCGAGAUAGUAACGUCACGUCCGAGUCGCCACCUUAACCUUAUUUACUGUUAUACGCUCCGCAUUAAUGCCGCACAAUAAGUCCCUCUACAUCACCGUAGGCGAAUGCUAGUUUUUAGCGCCUCCGCUAGCCUUCGACCGCGCUGAAGCGCACCCACUCGCCUCGCUCGCUCUCCCGGAGGACACGGCCAUGGCUUACGCGCAGGUACUGGGCGCCCUGCUGCACCGCAACCUGCGUCAACGUAAACUCGCGCAACUCGGCUUCCUCGUGUGCGCGCGCGGGCCGGCGUCGAGCGGCGGAGUCCACGCGCCUCCGCCCGCCUGCCGCUGGCCGGGCGACCUGACGGCGACUCACGCGCGCGCUCAGAGGUGCUUUUCGCUCUAUUCGGAAGCCAGAAAUCAAAGCAGCCCCAAAGAGAGAGACGGGUCGGUCUCCAGGUACCAGGGUGGAGCCCCGAAGCCUUCGGCUGCACGAAAAGUGAAAGAAGCUGGCCGAGACUUCACCUACCUGAUAGUUGUGAUCAUUGGGCUUAGUGUGACAGGUGGAUUGUUAUACGUGGUGUUCCAAGAGCUGUUUUCCUCCUCGAGUCCAAAUAAAGUCUACGGGAAAGCCUUCAACAAGGUCCGGUUGGACCCAGAGGUAAUUGGCGCAUUUGGGGAGCCAAUCAAGUGUUAUGGGGAGACUACCCGUCGAGGCAGGAGGCAGCAAGUCAGUCACCGGGAGUACAUGAAGGAUGGACUAAAGCACAUGAGGCUUAACUUUUACAUCGAGGGCUCCGAGCCUGGACGCAAAGGAACUGUGCACUCUGAGUCAGUAGAGAAUCCUGAAACUGGAAAAUAUGAGUUCCGUUACAUAUAUGUGGAAGUAGAUACCUACCCAAGAAGAUCCAUCAUUGUGGAAGAUAACAGAUGAGGAAGAUAAUGGACGUAUCUCUUCACUGAAAACGCAUUCAGGAAUUUUUUUGUGCAAUUUCACUUUAAUUUACCAUUAUAACUUGUGUUAAAGUUCAACAGUUUGUCUGACCUUUUAACUUUAGAUUUUGUAAGAACAAAUACUGUUGAAAUACAAUAAAACUGUUGUUGUGGAUA
Molecule: messenger RNA, 1117 nt
Organism: Gasterosteus aculeatus aculeatus (three-spined stickleback)
Lineage: Eukaryota; Metazoa; Chordata; Actinopteri; Perciformes; Gasterosteidae
Gene: timm21
Product: translocase of inner mitochondrial membrane 21
Biological process (GO): protein import into mitochondrial matrix
Cellular component (GO): TIM23 mitochondrial import inner membrane translocase complex
Source: RefSeq, a predicted model, not a curated record